This is a messenger RNA of Acanthosepion pharaonis, 2064 nucleotides long. Lineage: Eukaryota; Metazoa; Mollusca; Cephalopoda; Sepiida; Sepiidae. The record is from the annotation of a GenBank genome assembly.
AUGUUUUCUUUCUUCCACUCUUUUUCUUUCUUUCUUUCUUUCUUUCUUUCUUUCUUUCUUUCUUUCUUUCUUUCUUUCUUUCUUCCGAAAGUUAAUAUUCUUUUUUCUUUCAUUCUUUCUUUUUUUUCUUUCAUUUUGUUAAUUUUUGCUUGCAUUUUCCCUUCUUUUUCUUUCCUACUCUCUUUCUCUUUGUUCUUCUACCUUUCUUGCAAUGCUCCUUCUUUCCUUGUUUCUUUUUUCUGUCUUUCUCUCUCUCACUCUCUCACACACACACAAAGACUCUCAGUCACUCUCUCUUUAGUUUUCUCCGGUUCUUUUCAUAAGUGUCUCUCCCCUUCACACUCCCUUCUUUUCUCCUUCCCGUUUCUUUUUCUCCUCUUCGUGAAUUCUCCUCUCGACCUCUUCAACACAUCAAUGCCGCACAACAUUUGCGUUCCACAUCGCUUCCCUCAACGCCCAACAACAGACCAUCUUCGCAGAGGCUGGAAGAGCGGACCUGACGGCCAACUCACUCUUAACUCCAUCCCGUCUUCUAACGGGCUACUUUUAUUUUUUAUUUCUUCCGGUCUCUCUUUCUUUUUUCUUCCCUUUUUCCUGUAUUCUUCUUCUAUUCCUAUUUUCUUUCUUUCUUUCUUUCUUUCUUUCUUUCUUUCUUUCUUUCUACUCCAAUUUUCUUUCUUUUUUCUUUACUCCUACUCCAAUUUUCUUUCUUUUUUCUUUACUUCUCCCCCCUCCCUAAUUGAUUUCUUUCUUUCUUUCUUUCUUUCUUUCUUUCUUUUUUCUUUCUUUCUUUCUUUCUUUCUUUACUCCUACUCCAAUUUUCUUUCUUUUUUCUUUACUUCUCCUCUCUCCCUAUUUGAUUUCUUUCUUUCUUUCUUUCUUUCUUUCUUUCUUUCUUUCUUUCUUUCUUUCUUUCUUUUCAAAGACUUUUAUUUCUUCCGGUCUCUCUUUCUUUUUUCUUCCUCUCUUUCAAAUUGUCUUUUUUAUUCUUUUUUUCUUUCUUUCUUUCUUUCUUUCUUUCUUUCUUUCUUUCUUUCUUUCUGUUCCUCUUCGUAUUUUCAUGAUGUCGGUGUAGGCUCUGCUGAUGACAUAGUCUUUCUUCUUUUCCUUCUUUCUUUCCUACUUUCUCCUCAUCUACGUUCUUUCUUUAUUCUUUAUUUAUUUAUUUCCAUUCAUCUUCAUUUCUUUCUUUCUUUCUUUCUUUCUUUCUUUCUUUUUCUUCUCUGUUCCUAUUCUUUCUUUCAUUUCUUUCUUUCUUUCUUUCUUCUCUUUUCCUAUUUUCUUUCUUUCUUUCUUUCUUUCUUUCUUUUUCUUCUCUGUUCCUAUUCUUUCUUUCAUUUCUUUCUUUCUUUCUUUCUUUCUUUCUUUCUUUCUUUCUUUCUUUCUUUCUUCUCUUUUCCUAUUUUCUUUCUUUCUUUCUUUCUUUCUUUCUUUUUCUUCUCUGUUCCUAUUCUUUCUUUCAUUUCUUUCUUUCUUUCUUUCUUUCUUUCUUUCUUUCUUCUCUUUUCCUAUUUUCUUUCUUUCUUUCUUUCUUUCUUUUUCUUCUCUGUUCCUAUUCUUUCUUUCAUUUCUUUCUUUCAUUUCUUUCUUUCUUUCUUUCUUUCUUUCUUCUCUUUUCCUAUUUUCUUUCUUUCUUUCUUUCUUUCUUUCUUCUUUCUUUCUUCUCAUCUAAAGUCUUUCUUCUUUUCCUUCUUUCUUUCCUACUUUCUCCUCAUCUACGUUCUUUCUUUAUUCUUUCUUUAUUUAUUUCCAUUAUUCUUUCUUUCUUUCUUUCUUUCUUUCUUUCUUUCUUUCUUUCUUUCUCUUCUCUGUUCCUAUUCUUUCUUUCAUUUCUAUCAUUUCUUUCUUUCUUUCUUUCUUUCUUUCUUUCUUUCUUUCUUUCUUUCUUUCUUUCUCCUCUAUCUGUUUAAUUGUUUUUCCUUUUCCUAUUUUGUCGGAUUCCUAUUCACACUCGAUCUCUAUCUAUCUAUCUAUCUAUCUAUCUAUCUAUCUAUCUAUCUAUCUAUCUAUUAUUACUAUUAUUAUUAUUGUUAUUGUCGCUGCUGUUGUUCGCAUUAUUACUAG